This is a messenger RNA of Platichthys flesus (European flounder), 3097 nucleotides long. RefSeq names its product transmembrane protein 91 (gene tmem91). Gene Ontology annotation, cellular component: intracellular membrane-bounded organelle; membrane. The transcript has 4 exons. The record is from RefSeq and is a predicted model, not a curated record. Bases 1434 to 2171 code for a protein of 245 amino acids. Lineage: Eukaryota; Metazoa; Chordata; Actinopteri; Pleuronectiformes; Pleuronectidae.
CCAGGAUGCACAGGUGAAGCCGGGGCAUCUUCACGCGUCCGCACAGCUCCAAUCCGAGGGGAAGCCCGCAGGUUGGGUUUCCUCGCCUCUUCCCGGGAUACGUGCGAUCCGCUCAUCACGGAAAUUACGCGCCCGCUGCACGUGCCCGCGCCGAAUUCCAGCAAAGCACCGCACCAGCAGUGCGUAAAAGCGUUUCGAGCUGUGGAGGGUUAAAAGGGGGGUUGUGGAUUUCCCCCGUUUCUCCUCGGAGGAGUCGUUCCGAGGACAGGACAGGACGAGGAGGAGGAGGAGGAGGAGGAGAGGAGCAGAGUUUCCAAUUUGAAGACUCCAUCGUCCUCAGCUGAGGAGAGUGGACGGCGAGCCACCCGCCUGCUCCUGUGUCCUGAAGGAAACCCUCUUAAGGUGGAUGGGGGGGCAUUAAACUUACAUGUCCCAGAGGACCCGCUGCUGCACCAGGCAGCACACCCACCGCCAUAAAUCAAGACCAGGCCCCUUUUGAUUUCUGCAUUUUCGCUUCCUGCCGCAGCAUCGGAGGAGCAGGCUGACCUGCAGGCGUGCACCAUCGGAUUCUAUUUCUGGAGCUUCGUUGCUUGUGCAGAUUAACUGCCCUCAAAUAUGGCCCCAAUCCGAUCACUGCGCCACUAGUUCCACUGCCGCUGGAGGCUGUGCAUAUUCAAGCCCCCCCCCCCCCACUGUGCAUCAGUCCAGUCAUCUGAAGUCCCCGAUUUUUUCAGACUCACGAAAAGAAAACAAACAAAAGAAGACGUUUUUCUCCUUAUGGUCGUUGUCAUUGCUCAUUUCCAUCUGGAGCCGUUGAAGGGGAAGGAUUGACAUCAGAAACGUUCCCAGUAUCACUGGGCCACUGGUGAGAUGAAGACAUUUUCCAUGAGUUCCUGAGGGCGGUCACACGGAAACCCCUGUGCCCAGUGUUUUCAUUAGCCUGUCGGGGGCUAAUCAGGGUCCUCGUUCAUCAGAAUUAACAUUUCCAUAUUGAAUGAGAGAGAAAGUAGCCGACAUUAGAAUAUUCAUGAGCACUAACACUCUCAAUCAUGUGAAAUAGAAGACAAGGGGCAAACCCAGAGCCGUCAAGCCAUGAAACAAAUAGUUUAUGAUAUGCGAGGAGAAGAGAUUCUUUAAUCCAGCAGCACAACUUCACAUCUGACGGCACACAGGAGCAAGCCACCGGCACAUUGAGGACACUGUCAUAAACCUGCCCUGUGCUGUAGGCCUCUGGACUAAGGCCUACGAUAAGACAAAAAUUAAAGAAUAGGAUUAAAGAUGGAUUACCAGUGAAACACUAAAACCAGCAAAGCAGCUGCCUUUGCGUAAGCCCAUCGAACGCUCUUCAGGGAGACGCGCCGCCGACCGAUUUGCAGAUUACUUUUGGUUGUUGAUGUGGUGGCCUCUUGUGUGGUUGGAUUUAAAAGAGAGGGAUGGAAAAUCUGGAUGAGCUGGAGCACCCUCUUCUGGGAGAAAACACCAACAGCAGCCGGGCAUCGGCGCCGGGUCAGGGGCCGGUGACUGUUCAGGCCCCUGGUGGCCUGUACAAGGGCAUCCUGGUAAAGUGCGAGGAGGACCGGGCCUACCCGCCCUUAGCAUGGAGGAGCUACUGCGGACAUCCUCCUGAGCUGCAGCAGCAGCAGCUCCUGGACCCUUGCUCCUUACCUCGCACAAUGGAGUCUUUUUACCCACCGGCCCCCAUCUGGGGCCACACAGACUCCCUGCUCAGCAAAGACUACCUGGAGACCACGUUCGUGGACAUCCGGCCGGGCUCCACACUGGAGAGGAAGCUGCUGGCCGAGGCGCAGGACUACCACAGCGACGCCUACAGCAUGGACGACGAGGACGACCUGCUUCCGGACUCCGACGACUCGUCCAUCGACGACUUCAGUGACACGGACAGCGAGAGCAACUUCCCUCUGAUGAUCCCUCAGGACUACCUGGGUCUGGCCUUUUUCUCCAUGCUCUGCUGCUUCUGGCCCCUGGGCAUCGCUGCCUUCUACCUUUCACAGAAGACCAACAAGGCAUCGGCUCAGGGGGAUUUCCAGGGGGCCAACGCCGCGUCACGCCAGGCUCUUUGGCUCUCGGUGCUCUCCAUCGUGUUCGGCAUCAUAACCUACAUCUGUGCCAUCGCAGCGCUGAUUACCUACCUGUCCGGAAAGCCGCCGUAAAAGCAGCUCCCGCACCAGGACACGCCUCCCACACGGUCAAUGAAUAUCACCACACGUCACCUGUAAAAUAAUCUGUGUCUGUCAACCCCCGUCUGCAGUCGUGUUUUAUCCACCGAGUGUAGAUCAUCAUCACGUCUACUGGGAUGAGGACAUAAGCUCAGAGGACGUUCCUUGCAUGUGAAGAAUAAUCACUGACCUUUACUCAGUGUCACCCCAUGUAGAAGAAUUCAGUCUGUACCUGUUGUUUAUUUCGUCACCCGAUGUCUUAAGUGACCAAACCUUUAAAUGUGUGCUGUAGUCGUCGUCCAACGUUUGAGCAGAUGUCACCACAACACUACUUGAUAUCAGAGUCACAAAACAAUGGAUUCCUAAUGAGGGGCCGAGGGAGAAACCAGGGGGACGACUGGCCCGGGAGGAGCUGAGGACAGUGUGCAGCGAUGGAGUCCACCGAUUUUUAUGAGAAGGUCGCAGCAAGGACGAGGACGCGGCUAAAUCCUGGUGGACCUGAGCCAGCACUGUCGCUCGCAGGGGUAGAAGCUGGUGCUGGGUUGUUUUCUAGUGCCCCGUGGCUUUAUUUUUAAAACAUACGAUGGGGGCCGGGGGGCAAUAUUCUUUGAGAGAACCUUGAAUUUUCUUUCCACGCCUCUGGCCGGAGAGCGAGGGCCCCACAGGACCGCACUGCACACUGCACAUCCAUUAACCCUGAGUUCACAAGCAGCAUCGCUCACUGUCCUGCAGAGCGGACUGAUUCUGCCUCGUUUAUGCCGAGUUGAAUAAGUAUCUUUGUGUAGAAAUACACUAAAGCUCUAAAUGAAAAACACAUAGUGCCAUUAUACAAGAAGAUAAAUAUAAACGAGAAGUGUUAAAAUGAAGGUGUGAACACUGGUGUUAUAGAAGAUAAGAUAUAGAAAUGAAGGAAGUGCAUC